AUGAGAGCGGGCGAAAAUUCUGUUUUCUACUCUAACGUUAGGCAGCCGAAUUCAUACAGCAAAAUGACCGAAAGCAAAGCACAGGGAGGCAGGAAGCCUCAAUUGCUUGUGGUGUCCAACCGCCUCCCCUUGUCCCUGAAACGAACAGAUGAUGGAAAAUAUGAAUCCUCAAAAUCCAGCGGUGGACUCGUCACAAGUCUCAGCGGCAUAUCGGAAUCAAUCGGGUUUCAAUGGUUUGGUUGGACAGGACUAGAGAUAUCCGAAGACGAGCAGCAGGAGGUUCAAAAACUGUUGGCCAAGCAAGAUGCUGUACCCAUCUUCCUAAACAAGGAACUGGCUAACAAUCAUUACAAUGGAUUUUCAAGUGAGUAUCCUGUUGCUGAUGUUAGAUGCGUUGCUGUGGCCCCAGAAAUACCUGCCAUUAUUGCCGGUACUGAUGAAUAUUCCAACUUAGAUUCGAUACUGUGGCCGGUCCUGCAUUACCAACCUGGAACUCAGCAUUUUGACGAAAAGUGGUGGGAUGCAUAUCAAGAGGUUAACCAGAUAUUCGCGAAAGUGGUUGCAGAAGCUACCUCUGAUGGCGAUUUGGUUUGGGUGCACGAUUAUCAUCUGAUGCUUCUGCCCGGCAUUCUGCGAAGAGAAUUUGUUAAACAAGGCAAACAUUCGGUGAAAAUUGGCUUCUCCCUGCAUACUCCAUUCCCCGCUGCAGAAGUGUAUCGGGCUCUUCCGACAAAUCAUGAACUGCUCGAAGGGGUUUUAGACAGUGACUUGAUAGGGUUUCAUACCGAUGAUUAUGCGGGACACUUCGCAGACGCUUGUUCUCAGAUAUUGUAUGUCCCCUCCAUCUACCGUUAA
Messenger RNA from Trichophyton rubrum CBS 118892, 855 nucleotides. RefSeq lists its product as uncharacterized. NCBI's taxonomy places the organism in Eukaryota, Fungi, Ascomycota, Eurotiomycetes, Onygenales, Arthrodermataceae. Bases 1 to 855 code for a protein of 284 amino acids. Gene Ontology annotation, cellular component: alpha,alpha-trehalose-phosphate synthase complex (UDP-forming); cytosol. Gene Ontology annotation, molecular function: catalytic activity. Gene Ontology annotation, biological process: trehalose biosynthetic process; cellular response to heat. The record is from RefSeq and is a predicted model, not a curated record. The transcript has a single exon.